AUGGCUGAUCCAUUGCAAGUCCUCAUUACUCGCAAUGGGUCCAGGCACAGUGCCAAAGUUCGGCCCCUGGACUUUGAACGCAUCCGGCAAUACAGCUUCACCAUCGAGGCCAUGGACAACACCAUCAACCUCGGAUACCUGAGAGGCACCUCAAGCAGAAACACAGCCCGCGUCUUCAUCAACAUCACAGAUUUGGACGAGCCCCCCAUCUUCCAGCAGCACUUCUACCACUUCCAGCUGUGGGAGAACCAGAAGAAACCUCUGAUCGGCGUGGUGACAGCCACAGACCCCGAUGAGAUUUGGCGCAGAAUUGGACAAGUCCUCUCCCUUGCAGGGACCCCCACAGGCAAAGAAUCCAUCGUGCAAGUCCACAUUGAAGUUCUGGAUGUGAAUGACAAUGCCCCAGAGUUUGCCCAGCCCUAUGAGCCCAAAGUGUGUGAGAAUGCAGCCCAGGGCCAGCUGGUCCUGAGGAUCUCUGCAACAGACAAGGACAUAACGCCACAAAACGUGAAGUUCAAAUUUGCCCUGAGCACUGAGGACAGCAACUUCACCCUCACGGAUAAUCACGAUAAUACAGCCAACAUCACGGUCAAGUACAGGCAAUUUGACCAGGAGCGUACCAAGGUCCACUUCCUGCCGGUGCUCAUCUCGGACAAUGGGAAGCCGAGCCUCACAGGCACCAGCACGCUGGCCGUGGCCGUGUGCAAAUGCAACGAGCACGGGGAGUUCACCUUCUGCGAGGACUUGGCCGCCCAGGCAGGCGUCAGCAUCCGGACGCUGGUGGGCAUCUUCCUCUGCAUCCUCACCAUCACAGUGAUCACCCUGCUCAUCUUCCUGCGGCGGCGGCUCCGGAAGCAGGCCCGCGCCCUCGGCAAGAGCGUGCCAGAGAUCCACGAGCAGCUGGUCACCUACGAUGAGGAGGGCGGCGGCGAGAUGGACACCACCAGCUACGACGUGUCGGUGCUCAACUCGGUGCGCCACGGUGGCGGAGCCAAGUCCCCGCGGCUGUCGCCGGACGCGCGGCCACCGCUGUACUCGCGGGUGCAGAAGCCGCCGCAGCGCACACCCGGGGCACAGGGCGGGCCCGGGGACAUGGCCGCGAUGAUCGAGGUGAAGAAGGAUGAGGCGGAGCACGACGGCGGCUGCCCGCCCUAUGACAUGCUGCACGUCUACGGCUAUGAGGGCUCCCAGUCCGUCGCCGAGUCCCUCAGCUCCCUGGGCACCGAUUCAUCCUACUCCGACACCGAUUACGACUUCCUCAAUGAUUGGGGGCCCAGGCUCAAGAUGUUGGCCGAGCUGUAUGGCUCGGACCUCCAGGAAGAGCUGCUGUAUUAG
Galeopterus variegatus (Sunda flying lemur) is the source of this 1335-nucleotide messenger RNA. It is a transcript of the gene CDH5, whose product is annotated as cadherin 5, type 2 (vascular endothelium). Gene Ontology annotation, biological process: multicellular organism development; cell-cell junction assembly; homophilic cell-cell adhesion. Gene Ontology annotation, molecular function: cadherin binding; calcium ion binding. The record is from RefSeq and is a predicted model, not a curated record. The transcript has 6 exons. Gene Ontology annotation, cellular component: adherens junction; catenin complex; plasma membrane. NCBI's taxonomy places the organism in Eukaryota, Metazoa, Chordata, Mammalia, Dermoptera, Cynocephalidae. The coding region runs from base 1 to 1335 and encodes 444 amino acids.